AUUGAAGUCGCUAAGGAAAAACCUGGCAACUCCAUAUUAGCGCCGUACCUUCAGGAAGACUCAAAGUUUGGGCGUCUUGGUGUGUCUAGCGAAGGAAAUGACGCGGGGAAGAGGCAAGGCUAAAGCCAUGUCUGGCGAUGGGAGUGCUGAUGUGUCUGUCCCGACGGACCUAACAGUGACCAGCCAUGCUGACAGCGAGGAGGACUAUGCUGCCACCAGGAGACAUGCUCGUGAACUUCAGAAUCUUGCGUCUGAGAAAGCUGAGCUACAGAGACUUGUGGAAAAGUUGAAACUUGAGGGUAAAAACAAGGAUGCCCAGUUGGCAGCACUGAGUCAGCAACUGCAGACCAGUGUGGCCAAGGCUGUGGCCCAGAAAGAUGACCAGCUCUCCACCAAACAGAUCCAAGUGACCAGCCUGGAGAUGGAGCUGAGGCGCACCAAGGAGGAACUCGGCUCCCUGCGAGAGAGAGCUGCACGGGAGCUGGCACAGCUCACUCAGAAGUGCUCACAGUUUCAACAGAAUCAGAAAAGACUGAUGAUAAGGCAGGAUGAGCUACGCAAGUCACUAACAAACCUUCAGCUGAAUGAGGAGGACUUUGCCAGGCUGCGCCAGAUUUCCCCCGAGGAGCUCUCACUGCAACAGUACACAGCUCUGCGUGUGUAUGAGCUGGUGUGGCCACUGAGGCUGCAGCUGAAGGAACUGGAGGCUGUGAAGUCCUCCCUACAAAGUGCCCUCAAUUCCAAGGACAGCGACCUCAGGAUCAGAAGAGAGGAGUCUAUGAAGCUGCACAGGACUGUUGAAGAUCUUCAGAGAAAGUGUGAACUGUAUGCAAGUCAGUUAGUUAGUUUGAAAGAUGACCAAAGGAACGAUGACUUCAGGGUGCGAAACUACUCUCGUGUUAAGUCCGAGAGAGAUCAGUUGCAGGGAGAAAAGAUCAUUCUGACCAAAACCAACAGUGAACUUGAGCUGAUAAAUGCAACACUAAAGAAGGAACAUAGUAUUCUUCAAGAAAACUUUGCUGAGUUGAAGGGAAAACAAAGAAAACAAGAAUAUGAUUUGAAUCACUACCAAGAACAGGCUGCUGAUUUGAAGAUGAAAUUAGACAAAGUCUCAGGGGAGCUGAGUUCAGUCACUAAGCAGCUCACUCUGGAGAGAGAAAGGUGUGGGGACCUGCACGAGAAGUAUCUCUCAGCAAGGGGAGAUGUAACACAGCUGACGGAGGACUCUCGUGACCAACAGCAUGAAAUUAAGCUUUUGAGGGAGAGACUCCAGGCAUGUAAGGUACAGUGCUCUGGGCUGCAGGAGAAGGUCAGAUUCCUCUCCCAGCAAAAUGAAGACUUGAAUGCUGAGCUGGAGAGGUCAAGGCUCAAGCUUACAGUUGAUACUAAGACACUGAACUCUCAGGUUCAGGACUUGCGAGCCAGCCUGUCAGCCGCAACAAAGAACCGAGACACACUCCUUGACGAGAACUCAAGGCUCCACCAGAGGAUUCAAGAGCUUGAUGCAUUAUGUCAAGAGGAGAAGAUGCAGAGAAAAGAGGAAACUGCAGCCUUGAGCAAAGAGGUUCAGAGAGUAAGGAAGAUUCUUUCGACCUUUGGAGGUCUGUCUGAAGAGUAUGAAAAUAUUAUCAAGGCAGCUGCAGCAUUGCCAGAGGAGGAGACAAGCAAGGUGCUAGAGAAGAUACUCCCUGGAUCAAAACUGCAAGGUGACCGGGCAGUAGAGCAGUGCAUCCAGCUAACCAGACGGGUGUUGCAACUGGAGGGGGAAGGUCUGGAAGCAUACAACACCAUCCAACAGCUCACAGAGGCCUUAGAGCAUCUGAAGAGUACAGUAGCAUCCUACAAAGCAGCUCUGAGCUUGGCAGGACAACCUUCCUCAAGCCUCUUGGAGCGAAUUGCAUCACAGGAAGACCAAAUCACCUCCACGCAAGCUGCCCUGCAUCACAACACGGCUCUCAAGGCCAAGCUGGUGGAUGAGAACAAAGCCUUAUCCCGUCAGGUGGUUCGGCUCAAGGAAGAGCUGGAGCAUACAGGGAUAGAGGCUGGUGAGCUGAGUGCAAUAAAGAAGCAGUUAGAGUCUCUUCUACAGGGAGCAUCAUCCUACACAGGCUUGACAGGGAGAGUGAUGCCCAGAAGAGAUGAGACUGUUGGGACUGGGGAGACACGGCCAUCGCAGACCUUGCCAUCAGCUAUCAUUAUCACCAAGAGAAGUAGGUAGUGCCAGUCUUAGUAAUGUGUGGCCUUGUGGAGGGGAUUCACAGUAUGUUGGUAUAGAACCUUUAUUGUGUGAGUGGAUUGGUGCAGUUUGUCUUGUCAUUUUGUAUGGUAAUGAUGUUCUCAGGGCUCUUAAGUAGUAAUUUGUGUGGUGUAAAGGUAUUCAUGGAGUAGGUAGUGCACAAGUUGCUGUUUUGAGUCACUUGUAGUUCAUUCAAAUGGUGUUGAAUCAAACUGUGAUCCUGCUGGCAUUACCACUGCUAUGAAGGGGACUUUUAUAUCAUCAUCAUCAUCAUUUCAUCUACGCCUGCUCCUAGGAGCUCCCACCAGGGGAUGGCCACGGCAGAAGAGUUUACAACUUUUUCUAUCGAGACACUCCCUCCUUGCCUGCUCAAAGUUUCUCAAAGAUCUUUCCCCCUCCUCCCUAACGUACUCUUGCACCCUAUCCCUCCAUUUCACUGGAGGUCGUCCUCUAGCAUUCCCUCCCUCUAUCUCGCUCACAUACACCCUUCUGGUCUGGACUUUUAUAUUAAUAUUAUAUGUUAUUUUUAACCACAAGAGAUGAUAUAGCACUAGUGUGAAGAGUAGAGUUUUUACAGUAGUAUUUAAUGUUAGUUUUAACCACUAGAUAUGAAGUGUUGAAAGAUGGCUGUUGUGUAUUUUUUAGGACAGAGAAAUAUCAAGAAAUUCAAUCUUCCAUGUGCCUUGAAGUUGUCUCCUUCAUUGACAGACCGUUGUGAAGUGCCUGGGAGCCAAACUUCAACUAUCUGAUGAAUGAGUUUGAUUAGCACCAAAGUUUUUCAUAAUUGUUGGAAAGGGGACAACACAAAGUGAAAGCUUCAGAGUUUAGUCUCGGAAAGUUAUUUGGAAGAAGUUGUACUUUCUAUUUUUCUACUGUGAGUCAGUUUUAUCACCAGCCUUGGAUGGCAGGAUUUGAAUGGCUUUUUCUAAUCAAACAAUAAAAUUCGCAGAACACG
Molecule: messenger RNA, 3191 nt
Organism: Eriocheir sinensis (Chinese mitten crab)
Lineage: Eukaryota; Metazoa; Arthropoda; Malacostraca; Decapoda; Varunidae
Product: progesterone-induced-blocking factor 1-like
Exons: 7
Coding region: 98-2218 (706 amino acids)
Biological process (GO): cilium assembly
Cellular component (GO): centriolar satellite
Source: RefSeq, a predicted model, not a curated record